Microsporum canis CBS 113480 is the source of this 618-nucleotide messenger RNA. RefSeq lists its product as uncharacterized. The record is from RefSeq and is a predicted model, not a curated record. The transcript is spliced from 2 exons. Lineage: Eukaryota; Fungi; Ascomycota; Eurotiomycetes; Onygenales; Arthrodermataceae. The coding region runs from base 1 to 618 and encodes 205 amino acids.
AUGCAACGUAAGUGGGGCGGGGCGAAAAAAGCCGCCAACAAAGGCAAGGAGAAGGUGGAAAACAGAAUAUAUCUGCCUUCAUGGGUCAGGAAUGCGGGGCAUGACGCCCAACGUGCCAGAGGUGUACAGCCGGUACAUGACAAUCCGGGAUAUGAAACGUUCGUACGAGAUCCAUUUUUAAGAAAUCCUCAAUCCGAUAGGACUGCAGCCAGGGGUAUCAGAAGAAUUGGGCAAAAUCCAGAUAACAAUAGAGCUGAGCCUUCGUCGUCAAGGAAUCCAAUGGCAAUAAGGGGUGCGAGCAUAGAUGACGUGGAUUCGGAUGGGAGUUACUAUCGCGUCCCCAGUACUGAAGACUUCGACACACUCGAUAACAAUGAUUUGGACUUCACUCUUCCGGCUAAAACUCAGGAUAACUCCAGUGAUAGCCAGACAGCUGCUCCUGUUCCCCCUUCUAUAUCAGAGAAUGGGCACAUGGCAAUUAAUUCGGAUCUUGGCCGUCUGCCAAGUAUAGUGGUCGAUAUAAACCAGAAUAACAAAGAGGAGCCCGAAAAGUCUUCACCGCGACGGGAAAUUCUAGAACCCCUGUUGGCCAGAGGUCCUUCAGAUCUCAGUAAGUGA